AUUCAUCUAAAAUAGUUAAUAAUAAUAAUAACUAAUUUAUGAGCGACUCUAUUUAUGAGACAUUUGAUAUUAAUGAAAGUAAUAUUAACUUUCCCUAUUAAAAUAUUUCAAAUCUUAUAUGAAUUAUUAAUAUUGAAGACAAAUUGCGUGGUUUAGCAGCAUGUAAGCCCAGUUCUAAUAUGCACAUAAAUCAAAACCAUCAUAAAACAAUAAAAAUGUUUGAUAUGCAGUUAACUAUGAGUAUUAAGAAAUAAAAUGAUGAUUGAAUCAAUUCGUCUCUGUUAAACUUGUUAAACUUGUAGAGAGCGCUGAAUCAGUAUGGAUUCCGUAUAUAGACUGUUUUUGUACGGCUGAUCUGUGAUCUAAGAACGCAGGGAAUGCUAGGUAUUCUGUACAGAAAAAGAACUAUGUGUGUGGUGAGAUGGUGAGAUUAGCAGACAGAUACUUCGCAAGUUGAUAACGGAGAUAAAUAAAUACUGAGACAGACAGAUACGUGAUAAGUUUAAGUUACUUAUAAGGAAUCCGAGCGAAAAAUAUCGCAGAUUUUCCUUGAAAUAAUUCGCUCUACAUUGGCGAAAAAUGGAACGAAGAGUUGACUAUGGCGUGUGCGUCGAGUGCGAGAACUUUCUUAUGAGAGUCGCCCUGUGAAAUCAUGUUUUGGGAAUCGUCAUCUACUUAGCACAUCCUUCCGUAAAUAGGACAAUAAAGCUACAGGUUUGCUACAACCAGCGUGGGACUUAUGAGCGCGGGCGCGGGUCCGGCGCGCGGGCAUUGCGGCGCCGGCCUCCGUCCCCGCGACCAUCUGCCGCCAUGGUCUGCGACGACGGCUUGCACGCCUCAUCGCCCCACGCCCGCCGCAAAUCGCUACGCCGGCUCUCAUCCACGCGCGGUUUCAAACCGAGAAACCCAAACGAAUACGGAUGGAUACGCGUUUUUGACGGCCUCCAACCCUUCGCUGUUGACGCUCCAAGCAAACUCGUCAAGGUCUCCCUCAACACCACCGUCGAAGAAGUCAAUAAGAAACUGGGACUUGGAGAAGAACUGACCCUGUGGCUUCAGAUCGGUGGAGAAAAAUCGAGACGACUGGAACAAGAUGAAUAUCCUCUAAGGAUUCAGGAGCAUUUCUUAGUGACUUACGGCUGGAGCUCCGAAGCUAGAAGACAGAGAUUGGCAGUCGACCCUGAACUUCGGCAUUCUCUGCAAUGGUGUGCCGGCCCGGCCGAUCGCUCCGGUGGUGUCUUGAGAUCUGGGACCAUUCACAUUUUGAAAGGACACGUCUUCCCGCAAUGGAAACCAAGGCCAGCCCAUGUAAUCGGUUCUCGAUUACAUUCUUAUGGCUCUUCGUGGGAGAUGUUGGAGUUAAGCGGUGGAAGUAUCGAGCUUUGCCCUCCGAAAGCUCAAAAACUUGUGCUGUGCGUGAAACCCCGUUGCCUAGGCAACAACACGCUUGGAGAUGCUGCUCUGAAUCACAUAUUCCUUGGAUUCAACGCUGCUUGGGAAAGAAACAUGUGGUUCUGCUGGUUGAAGGAGGCAACCCAAAGCUCACAACCACCAAAUGUACUGGACCUCAGCGGCGGUGGCGGCCGGGCCACCCUCGGCGCUGCGCUGGCGCAACACGCAGCAGGAGACUUUGCCAUCAGGGUGCUGUCAAUGCGCACCAACGCGCUUUCCUCGCUGCCGCCCCAGCUGUGGUCUAUGCACGCACUGACGCAUCUGGACAUCAGUGACAAUCGCAUCACUGAUCUGCCUGAAGAGAUAUGCCAGCUGACGCACGGCGUUGGUGGCCGGGCCACCCUCGGCGCUGCGCUGGCGCAACACGCAGCAGGAGACUUUGCCAUCAUGGUGCUGUCAAUGCGCACCAACGCGCUCUCCUCGUUACCAUCACAGCUGUGGUCCAUGCACGCACUGAUGCAUCUGGACAUCAGUGACAACCGCAUCACUGAUCUGCCUGAAGAGAUAUGCCAGCUGACGCAAGGCCAUGGCGGCCGGGCCACCCUCAGCGCUGCGCUGGCGCAACAUGCAGCAGGAGAUUUUGCCAUUAGGGUACUGUCAAUGCGCACCAACGCACUCUCCUCGCUGCCGCCCCAGGUGUGGUCUAUGCACACACUGACGCAUCUGGACAUCAGUGACAAUCGCAUCACUGAUCUGCCUGAAGAAAUAUGCCAGCUGACGCAGUGA
This is a messenger RNA of Ostrinia furnacalis (Asian corn borer), 2178 nucleotides long. Its product is annotated as PH domain leucine-rich repeat-containing protein phosphatase 1-like. The record is from RefSeq and is a predicted model, not a curated record. The transcript has 6 exons. Gene Ontology annotation, cellular component: cytoplasm. NCBI's taxonomy places the organism in Eukaryota, Metazoa, Arthropoda, Insecta, Lepidoptera, Crambidae. Gene Ontology annotation, molecular function: protein binding. Bases 811 to 2178 code for a protein of 455 amino acids.